GAUCGCACUCCGUUGCCUCGGACAGCUACACUACGCACUCGCAUCGCAUUUCUUCCAUUGGCGCAGAGCUGACGAAUCCCCCUCAACUGGCGCAAACACAACAUCCUGCAAACACGUUCUUGACCAGCCCUUUUGACUACCAGGAAACUUCAAGGAGGCCUAUUGCUACCAUUUACGAGCUUGCAAGACGUGCUACCCACCAUGUAUAGCAAUCGCUCCCAUCCGCUCCUCGAGCAGGUCCCCCUGACCGUCUCCCCGUUCAUCUCCCUCCCCGCAGCCACAACGCUCUCCUACAACUACAAGGCCAUGCCCUCAGCCCUCCCUCCCUCAGCAACAGGCGUGCCCGCUGCCGUCACAGACGAUGCUGCAGCUGGUGACACCUCGGCGAGCAAACCAAAGUAUGUGAUCUCGCAGUCGGGACACGCAGCGCAUCCGGAUGAUAUCAUCGCCUCUUGUCGUGCGCUUCAAGCGCAUAUCACAAAGAUGCAAGAGGACGCCGAGCGUGACCUACGGGACCUCGAGAAUAGGAUAAACGAGCGGGAACUGGCCGAGAAGAGGAGGGUUGCGCCCGGCUGGUUAGACAGUGAAGCCCGGAUACUCGAGCCGGAAAAGGUGGGCGGACCAUCCGAGGAGGAAGCUGGGCAUCAGACAUCAGCGAUAGCAGGGACCAGCGAGAUGCCGCUGAACGAUCAGGGGGCAGAGCUAGACCGGGUUUUUGGCGGUUUGAACAUGAAGUGAAUCCCAUGCGACUGAUUAAGGUCCUUGCUUUACUCCCCGGCGUUGCGCGUCAUUUCACAAGACGAGUCUUCUCGUUGCCGGAUCCAUGGCUGGAUGGAACAGCAAACCAUCUAUAUGAGGGAAAUAGGUCAAUGCUAUGGCACAGUGCCGGACCUGCAAUAUCGAGCCGCUGGCGCGAGCCUGGUCUGAGGCUAAGGCAAGCCAGCUAGCCUUACUAGAGAGAUGUCGUCCCAACGCUUGUACAAAGUCGAUAAUCUACGACUUGAUUGCAGUGAGAUUUGUUUAAGGCCUUCUACUAUAUGUACGCUGAGCUAUUUAUAGGGAAUGGGAACAACUAGCAAGUGGCCUGCCUUCCAGCAUCCCAAAUGAUACUCAGGAGUCUAGAUACUCAUACGAUUAAUGAACUUCUUGCAAACUCACAAGAGCAGAACCACCCCAUCACAAGUUGCCAACUGUGUCCAUACACUGCUUCACACCCAAAUUAUCA
Molecule: messenger RNA, 1225 nt
Organism: Colletotrichum godetiae
Lineage: Eukaryota; Fungi; Ascomycota; Sordariomycetes; Glomerellales; Glomerellaceae
Exons: 3
Source: RefSeq, a predicted model, not a curated record